AUGAGCUCUCCUGUUGAUGCCUCUUCUGUGAGUGAUGAAGAGCAUGCUAGACACUCCUCUGUUGGUCAACCAUGGCAGGCUGAUACUGCUGAUGCCGCUGCCGCUGCCGCUCCAGCUGGUAGUAGUGUGCCGCCACCACUAGCACUACCGGAAGGCUCAGAUUCCUCAUCAGACAAGAAUCCAAAUUCGGCUGUUGCAACUAUACAGACAGCUCGCGAAGUGUAUCUCGAAUCAUGCAAUGACAAGGCAAUCCUUUUCUGUCUCUGCAUUGGAUUGAAGUCAGAGGAUGGAGAACGCAAACUUGGUGACUUGACAGAGGAUCCAUACUCCAGGAUAAAGAAGAAGAAUCAAAACAAACUCAAGGUCCAAAACGCCGUGCUUGCAAAAGAGGUGGUUCGCCGUGGGCUUCAGAUGUGCCUCACUG
Messenger RNA from Seminavis robusta, 424 nucleotides. The record is from the annotation of a GenBank genome assembly. Lineage: Eukaryota; Bacillariophyta; Bacillariophyceae; Naviculales; Naviculaceae.